UGGGGACAGAUCACCUUCGUGCACUCCGCCAUGCGCCGUUUGGGCGGGGUAUUUGAUGCACCUUCCCCCCCCCUUUCCUCCAGUCGAAUAAUAAAUAGAGGCUGAGAGGGGGCCGCCUUAGGUGUUUUAUGCUUCCCCUUUCGCGGAGGUGCCCCGUUCUUCCAGCCGAAUCCGCCGGCUACCGGGGGACAGGACAAAGGCGGGCGAGCCCGUCGCCCGAAAGCCCGUCACCAAAGGUGCUGCCAUUUUGUCCAUACUUCUGGGGGAGAGGUUGGACAGGAAGCCUGAAAGAUGGAUGAACCAUGGUGGAAAGAGGGCCUGGCAGCUGAGAUUCAUCAGACACUGAGGCAAAAGGAGCUGAAACUGCCUGUGUAUAAAGCCUGUUCACCACAGAUUGAAACGCGGCGCUAUUUUGCUGAUCUCUUGACUAAGCUCAGCAACCGCUGCCAUCUCUGUCCCACUGCCCGGCACCUUGCUGUCUACUUGCUGGACCUCUUUAUGGACCACUUUGAAGUGGAGUUUAAAGAGCUAUAUGUCGCCUCCAUCACCUGCCUCCUCCUUGCCAGCAAAUUUGAAGAGAAGGAGGGCAGAGUGCCCAAGCGGGAACCGCUGAACAACUUCAUUGACAUGUGUCACAUUAACCUGGAGCUGACUAAAAAAGACCUGCUGAAGAUGGAGCUCUUGCUGCUGAAACAUUUCAACUGGAAUCUGUGCCUGCCAACUCCGGCUCACUACAUUGAUUACUACCUCUUUGCCUCCGUUACUGAGAACGAUCUGCACUGUGGCUGGCCUGUCACAUUUGUGGCCACCGCAAGGGCUUUCAUGGAGAAAUACGCUCACUAUUUCCUGGAAAUCUCUCUGCAAGAUCAUGUUUUUCACUCCUUUCGGCCUUCUUUGGUUGCGGCUGCUUGUGUGGCUGCCUCGCGUAUCUGUCUUGACAUCUCUCCCUCUUGGACCACUGAGCUCCAGCUGCUGACAGAUUAUUCCUGGGAGUCUCUUGCUCCAUGCAUUGACCUCAUGCUGAUAGCUCAUGAUAAGGAUGUCAAAGAAGCCCACAAAGGACAAGAUCACGUGGUCCUCUUGCAGCUGCCGGAGCAACAACUCAUGGAAAGCUUGACCCUUCAGACAACCCCAACCCAAGUUCUUUUCCAGCAGUCGCCAUAUCAUCCCCUGGCAGAGCAUUCCUCUGUCUUCUCCCAGUUCUACUCUCCAAUACAGGAUCUGUGCUCUGCUUACCGGGAGUCUUUACUCGCUCCUCGGCCACCAAGCGGUCUCGACCCAGAGAAUAGCAAUUCGCUGUCUUCAUAUUCUACCCUGCAGGCCGACUUCCAGCCUGUUUUGCAAACUGUGUCCAUUCAGGGCCCUGUCACUAUGCAGGUGGCCCUUUCAACAGAGCCCAGGCACUGCCUCGCUCUGAUCCUCGGCAGUAGCUAUUUCAGCGGGCAUCAUUCCUGCACCACUGAUUGUUUUGAUGCGUGAGCACCUGCAAAGAAGAGGAGCAAGAGAAGGGAGAAUGUUAAAUGCUGAUGGUACAUAAACUGAGCUGCACCCUACUGCCCUGAAAAAGGGACUCUGAAGAAUGAACUUGGAAGUGUCUUAGACUGGGGUCCCUAACCCCCGGUCCGCGGGCUUCGCAGGACUGGGCCAUGGACACAGAUCUCUCCCCCGCGCAUGCACACAUGGUGGGUAUGGCAUGCUCACCUGCAUGCACAGAUGAGUGUGGUGUGCAAGCAGCCAUGGUGCGCAUGCGCAUUCACCUACAAGUGCAACACACCCAUAUGCGCAUGCGCUCAAGCGAGCCACACCCAUCCACUAGUGCACCACGCUCACCCAUGCUUGCGUAUGAGCGUGCCAUGCCCAUCUGCAAAUGUGCCACACCCAUCCAUGAGCGGCGCGGGGGUUCCCCCCCCGCGCACGUACCUCACCAACCCCAACUGGUCUGCGGUUCCAAAAAGGUUGGGGACCACCGUCUUAGACAAAACAAAUUCAUUGCUGGAACUGCUUUUAAUGUAAGGGUGCUCUUUUCUGCAAGAAAUAUUUGACAAAAGCAAGAUUUAAGUAAAUGCAAUCGUAUGCUUCACAUUUCAAGAUGCUCCUCUUGUAGAAGUGACUGACUGAAAUAGGCCUGUUGUUUUCCUCAUGUUACUCCAUAAAAGAAUCCUCAACAAAAUGAACGUUACAACAUGAUUAAAGUAUUCCUUUGAAAAGGUAAUGUGAAGAAACAUCUGCCCUCAGAUAUUUUUAUAAGAUGCUUUCUCAGUGAAACAUUUUUAUAUCUGCAGUUCUUAACAGAAACACUUCGUUGAUAAAGCUAGUAUUUGAGUCUACCUCUCAAACUGUAGAAAUUUUAAUGAAGAAUCAUUCUUACCAGAUGUUCACUGGAAAUUUCACUGAACAAGAUAGUAUAUUUGAAUAUAUGCACAGAAAAUCGUCAACCACUUUGGCCUUAAAAAUCUUCCAUGCAAUUUCAUGAACCAUCAGUAGGGAAAGAAAAAACACCACUUGAAUCUCAUUUGUAGUAUUUUUUGUUGUUGUUGUUAAAAUGCAAUGUUAAAUUACCUCUAAGUGUUGAAUAUGCUGCUGCCUUAAGUAACUAAUUAUCAUUGUUUGGAAAAGUGGUUUACACAUUAUAUCAGGGAUUAAUGUUUACUUGAAAACAAUUCAAAAAAAGUUUUUAAUAUUCGUGAGAAUCUUUUAGUGUAUGUUGAGUUUUGCAGUCUAAUUUGGUAAAGCUAAAGGGGAAUGAAAAAUAUGUAGGAACAGGGUUUUUUUAAAAAAAGACAACUUUUAAGCUUUCCGGGGAUAAGGGGCUUUAAGAUAAUACAGGAAACUAGUCAGAUGUACUUAGAAGUUACUAUUACUGAACCACUAACUGGAGACACAUGCAUGGCUAGGAGAGAUGGCUGUGUAUUGCAACAUGUCAAGAAAAUGGAGUGUAAUAUUAUGCUAUAGAUGCUAGAAUGUAAAGCAGAGACCUUUGGGAGAGAACCUGUUUUGUCACUAUGAUUCCUGUUCCAAGCACACUUCCUGUUUCCAUGUUUGGGAGCAAGCUGCUCAUUGUGGGGCAAACAGAGGAAACCAAGACAUGGCAAGGCACUUGCAGGGGUUAUAUGGGCAGCCAGGGCCUACUUAAUUCUUCCUUUCUUUCUCAGUGAUCACAUUCUUUCCUGAAGAUGCCUCUCCCUCCCCACCCGGAACAUUAGCAUUUCUUCCUUCCAAAUGAGCCAGGCUGGUGGAAGAAUAAAAGGUGUGGGUGGGAAAGGCAUUUGCAGGGUAUUGAUGAAAGGCAAGUAUUCCUCCCACCUAGUGAUUCUCCAGUGCAUACACAGAUUUAGGAGCCAAGGUAACCUGCCUUUUUCCCUUGGGUCCCAUUUAUUCGAUGGAGCUUAGUUCCAGCGAAGUGAAUUUCAGAAUCAUGCCCACAGCAAUGGCUGAAAUUCUGUUGCUUAGCAUAAUAAGUCACACUGAAGUAGGCCCAUAGAAUUAGUGGGGAUUUUGUGAGUCAGCUCCUUCAUAAGUUCCACUGAUUCAAAGGGGUGCACUCUGGCUGUGACUUAAUUUUUCAUAAUUAAGGUUCAACUAGAGUAGGCUUGUUUGAAUCACUGAAAUGUCUGGAGAACUUUACUCACCAAAUCUCCACUGAUUCAGUUGCCUUCUCCAGUGCAGCUUAGUACACUAACAGGACUUCAGCCGCUUUUGUGCAAUUAAGCUUAUCACAGGAUUCGGGUAAAUCCAAUUACAAGUUGAAGAUUUCUGCUAGAAUGUGAAAUAUUCAGUUGAUAAGCAGCUGUUUUUCUGGUGGUGAAAAGGUUUCUCAGGAUUACAGUACAGAUGGUGUGCAAUAACGUUUGUGUGUGAGAGAGAGAGAGAGAGAAAGAGAGAGAGAAUGUUAGAUUGUUUUAACGGUAAGAGUUUUGAGAGGAAAAUGUUGAGUUGAUUGUUUUAAUGUGAAGGAAAAUAUUUUUUAGAGAAUAUCUAUUGAUGAAAUGCUGAUGGUGUCCAUAAAGCAGAUUUCCUCAAACUGGAAGCCUCCAGAUAGAUUUGACCUACCAUAAUUUCUCGCCAGCAUGCUUAUUUUAGUUAUGGUGACUGUUGAUGAUGAGGGUUGUAGUACAAACACAUUCUGAGGGUACUAGAUAUGGAAAUGCUGCUCUAAAACGUAUUAUAGCCUGGGCUUUUCACUGCUGAAUGUAACAAUGUGUGUAGCAAAUGAAGUCUUGGAGAUGCUGUCUUUCUUCAGUUUUUAUUAUAGAUUUAUUAUACAUUUUUGUCAAAUAAGAAAAUUAUGUCUGGAGUUUUCACUUACAGUAGUUAUUUUAAUAUUUAUAUAUGACUUGCUUUCUCAGAUUUCAUGUGUUCUUUAAUCACAUAAUUGUGUAAAAUACCACAGGAGAAACUCUGCCUUAUAGAAUCCAUUAUGUUUAUUUUUUAAAGCCCUGUGCAGAAGCAUUUUUAUGUUGACAUUUUGAAGUCUCAUUUCCAU
This is a messenger RNA of Pogona vitticeps (central bearded dragon), 4483 nucleotides long. NCBI's taxonomy places the organism in Eukaryota, Metazoa, Chordata, Lepidosauria, Squamata, Agamidae. The record is from RefSeq and is a predicted model, not a curated record.